Mangifera indica (mango) is the source of this 1919-nucleotide messenger RNA. Its product is annotated as zinc finger protein SHOOT GRAVITROPISM 5-like. Bases 321 to 1610 code for a protein of 429 amino acids. The transcript is spliced from 4 exons. Gene Ontology annotation, molecular function: DNA-binding transcription factor activity. Gene Ontology annotation, cellular component: nucleus. Lineage: Eukaryota; Viridiplantae; Streptophyta; Magnoliopsida; Sapindales; Anacardiaceae. The record is from RefSeq and is a predicted model, not a curated record.
UUCAAGCUUUUGAGAUUGGGUCAGCCUUCUCUCUCUCUCUCUCUCUCUCUCUCUCUGUGUGCUGAGUGGAGCAAGAGCUUUAUAAGCAAGACUUGCCUCAACCUUACCUACAUAAGGUGUGGGGUUCAAUGAGAAACAAUACCAAUAAAAGCUAAAAAGCUUAAAGCUCAAAGAAAGUUUAUUGCAGAAAGCAAGAGCUUUUCUUCUUCCUCCCUCCCUUUCUCUCUCUCCCACCCAUUUUGUUCUAUUAUUACUAAAGCUGAAACUCAAACAACCAUCUCCCACUUCUCAUAUUCCACCAUCAAUUCACAAUUGAUCCCAUGUUACAAGAUACCAACGUCACUGCUGCAACUCCUUCUUCUUCUGACCCUUUCACUUCUUCAGAAAAUGGUGCUCUUAACAGAAGAAAAAGAAAACCGGCAGGCACCCCAGAUCCGGAUGCAGAAGUGGUUUCUUUAUCUCCAAAGACUUUGUUAGAAUCAGACAGAUAUGUAUGUGAGAUCUGCAACCAAGGGUUUCAAAGAGACCAGAACCUUCAGAUGCAUAGAAGGAGGCAUAAGGUCCCCUGGAAGUUACUGAAAAGAGAAACUCAAGAGGUGAAAAAGAGAGUUUUUGUAUGCCCAGAACCAAGUUGUUUGCACCACGACCCUUGUCACGCUUUAGGAGAUCUGGUUGGCAUCAAGAAGCAUUUCAGAAGAAAACACAGCAACUACAAACAGUGGGUUUGUGAGAAAUGCAAUAAAGGAUAUGCCGUUCAAUCUGAUUACAAAGCUCAUCUCAAAACGUGUGGUACUCGAGGCCAUUCUUGUGAUUGUGGCCGUGUGUUUUCCAGAGUAGAGAGUUUCAUUGAACACCAAGAUGCUUGUACUAUCCGUAGAGUUCAGCCUGAGUUACAUGGUUUGCAGCCGGCUUGUUCUUCGAGAACUGCUUCGAGUACUAGCCCUUCAAGUGAUGCUAAUUUUAGCAUAGCACCGCCCUUGCCCGGUUUAACGAUGCAAAAACCUGAAGAGCCCGUGUUUUUGUUCUCUACUGCUCGAAACAACCCAUCAACUUCUCAACAACAAGAACACAAUCUUGAUCUUCAGCUUCAACCUUCCAUAUCAAACACUAAUAAUGCAACAAGACAUUCAUGUGAAAACCAUGCAACCCAUUUGAAGCUUUCUAUUGGAUCGUCGAGUGAUAUUGGUGAUGGUGGGGAGAACAAUACUGUAGCGAUAAACAACUUGAAUUUGGAAAAGAAUAAAGGCAGUAAUGAUCCAGCUACGUUGGAAGCAAAACGGUUGAAAGAGUUCGCUCACAAGCAGCUGAAGUUGGCUAUGGCUGAAAAGGCGUUGGCUGAAGAAGCAAGACAACAAGCGAAGAGGCAGACUGAGAUUGCUGAGAUUGAAUUUGCAAAUGCUAAAAGGAUUAGACAACAAGCACAAAGUGAACUUGAAAAGGCUCAAGUUUUAAAAGAUCAAGCCACAAAAAAGAUUAGUGCUACAAUCAUGCAAAUUACUUGUCAAGCCUGCAAGCAACAAUUUCAAGCUUCAACAUCAGUUGCUCCUCCAUGUGAUGAAACUUCACUUGCAAUGAGUUACAUGUCCUCAGCCACGACAGAAGGAGAGUGAUGGGGAUUUUUUUAAUCAACAAUACUUCGUGUUUAAAGGCAGGAAAUUAUUGCAAAAGAUCAAUGGAAUGGAGAAUCCUAGAGAAGCAUAAUUUUCUCUUGUUUAAGUUUCAGUAAAAGAUUUUGUUGUGUCCUUUGGUUAAGGACCGUUAGUUCGAAUGCAAUUGAAUUUUAGUUCUCCAUUCUUUUUACUUUGAUUAUUCAUUUCAGCGGCUACCAUAGAGUGUAAUCAUCACAAACUAAGCAAGAUGACAGUAACAUUAAAUGUUCAAGUUAUUUAUUAGUAAUCUCUAUUAUUAUCAUUGAUGGA